GUUUCACUCACACGCCUUUUCUGCUCAGACCACUUUUUGUCUAAUUUUCUAUAUAGACGUACAUACCUCUUAAUUUAUUAUACAAUGUCAGCAGCGGAUGGUCCUACAACUUUUGCCGACGACGGUCAAGCCGUCAUUGAACGUACGAUUGACGUCAAGAGCGAAAAGCAUGCAGAUCUAUCGACAUUUUACGAAAUCGAACGUACCGUAGAUCACAUUUUGAAAGGCGGUUACCAAAAGGUCACUUUACAGUUUCCUGACGAACUAUUAGCAGACGCAGCUGGCGUGGCUUCCGAAUUACGCUCCAAAACGGGACAAAAUAUCUAUAUUUUGGCCGAUACUUCGUAUGGUAGUUGCUGUGUGGACGAGGUCGCCGCAGAACAUGUGGGUGCCGACCUUAUCGUUCAUUAUGGCCGAUCGUGCCUGAGUCCAACAUCCCAUUUGCCAGUAUUGUACGUAUUUGGACAAGAACCCAUCGACUUGAACCAUUGUGAAGAACAGUUUGAGAUUCAGUUCCCUGAUACGUCCACUCCUGUUAUUGUCAUGUGUGAUGUCGAAUACUCCUAUGCCAUCGAAAAGUUGGCGUCUCGCCUGUCGCAAAAGUAUACGAACAUCAUUCCUACCACGAUACAAACGCAAUCUGAACUCCAAUCGACUUUACGGAAAAGCCGUCAUCAGCAACAAGCAGGUGGUUGUUCCGAUACAGGGGGUUGCUCUUGCUCGAAAAAGGCGGGAAAUUCCUGUAAUAAUUCAAAUGAUACGAGCAUGAUGACGGACCAAGACCCCACAACAGAACCGAGGACGGCGUCAUCCGUUGAUAGCAACGACGAUAAACACAAUAACUACAUCGACAAUCCAUCGUCAAGGAAAGGCGGACGAUCAUAUGAUCUUCCAGAAGGAGUGGCACUAAAUGCAUGCUCGAUCUUUUUUGUUGGAUCAGAAAGUUUAACAUUGACCAAUAUUAUGAUGGUGCAUAAUAUGUGUCCGGUAUAUACCUAUGAUCCCAAGACGCGUAUAGCCAGGAAGGAAACUGUGCAGGUGAACAAGAUGCUAAUGAAACGAUACUUUUUGGUGCAAAAGGCCAAAGAUGCAGAAACGUUUGGCAUUGUAGUGGGCACACUAGGUGUUGGUUCCUAUAUGGAAAUUAUUGAUCAUCUCAAAAAAGUGAUAAACGCUUCAGGACGCAAAUCCUACACAUUUGUCAUGGGCAAAUUGAAUGUGGCCAAGAUGGCGAAUUUUAUGGAGGUGGAUUGCUAUGUACUAGUAGCAUGCCCCGAAAAUAGCUUGAUUGACUCAAAGGAGUUUUACCGCCCAAUUGUGACCCCAUUUGAGUUAGAGCUUGCAGUUGUCAGGUCCAAGGAGUGGACAGGCGACUAUGUCACGGAUUUCUCGAGGUUACUUCCUAACGUUCGUUCUGAUGGCUUCACUUACGAUGAGGAAAAUGACGAAGCGUCCAGCGAUGAAGAGCCGCACUUUUCCUUAGUGACUGGACAAUAUCGUUCGUCGAGCCGGACCACGUCCAAGAAUGAUCGAGCAGACAGUGAGCUGUUGACAAGCAAACUGACAGACCUUUCGCUCCGGAACAAUAGCACGACCAUUACUAGGCUUCUCAAUAGUACAGCAGGGGAGUACCUGAAAAAUCGAACAUUCAGGGGUCUGGAGCAAAAUCUCGGGCAGGAUGAGGCUGGAACUAUACAAGAAGGUCGUAGGGGCAUUGCAAGAGGGUAUAGUCAUGAACGAGAACUGUAAAAUAAAAGGAGCUUGUAGCGCGUGGAUACCAAGUUUGAUUGGGCGGCGGUGAGGUCGGGGGGUUAGUAUAGUGGAGGGCUGUAUGAGAGAUACACAACUGUGGCGCGAGCAUCAGAAAGAACCAGAACGGGCAUUCUCUAGUAGUGGUUUUG
Molecule: messenger RNA, 1901 nt
Organism: Zychaea mexicana
Lineage: Eukaryota; Fungi; Mucoromycota; Mucoromycetes; Mucorales; Lichtheimiaceae
Product: diphthamide biosynthesis protein 2
Exons: 11
Coding region: 85-1749 (554 amino acids)
Biological process (GO): protein histidyl modification to diphthamide
Molecular function (GO): 2-(3-amino-3-carboxypropyl)histidine synthase activity
Source: RefSeq, a predicted model, not a curated record